AUGGAGCAGGUGCAGGACACGUCACCUCCACGUCCCUCUGCUUGUGUUGCAGGUCCACCCCAGCCAACAACACCCAGCCCUGAAGUGAAGAACCACACCUCAGAGCCGGCACUAAAACCAACCCCACCCCCUGGCCCCAGUGUCACCUCCGUGGGUCAAGCUGCUGCAGCCAAACCCUCCACCACCACCAGCAGCACUCCAACCAAGCUGCCAGCCUCCACUGUGAGAGAUGAUGACUCUAGUGGAAACAGAAGCACAGCAGCCACUUCUCCCCCACCUCAAGAUCAAGAGCCCACGAGAAGGGAGAGAACCACGACACCAGUGACUCAGGGUGUUUCCUCCUCCCAGAGAGGCACCUCAGAGCCUGUCACCCUCACACUGAACUCCUCUGAGCCCACCCCAACAGAUGAUGAAUCACCACUGACAGUGGCAGCUUUCGGUGUCAUCAGCUUCAUCGUUAUCCUGGUAGUGGUGGUGAUCGUCCUGGUCGGUGUGGUCAGCCUGAGGUUCAAGUGUAACCGCUCCAAGGAGGAAGACAAACAGAAACCAGGAAGCUCCAUGGUGUCAGAGAGCUGCUCAGCAGACAUGAGCCAGAAGGACAACAGCAUCACUCUGAUCUCCAUGAAGAACAUCAACAUGAACAACAGCAUGACUUACCCCCCAUCAGAAAAGGUGCUAUGAAGAGCCCAGAGAAUGAAGCUGACACAUGACAACCAGCCGUGACUUUCUAGGUUGUUUUUCUUGUUUUUUCCUUUGUGGAAAGAGCGAGGGUGGACUUUAGAUAUAAAUUAUUAUGUCCUUUCUGAUCAAUACAUUUUCUGUAGUGUCCUACAUAGCUUCUCCAGCUGGGGCCUAAGGGCUUUCUCCAGUUACAGCCUGCCACGCUCAGUGGUUGAUAUCUAGCUCUGUUUUUGAGAUGCCUUCAAACACUCUGAAUAAAUGCAGCAGCAAGAAGCACCAAGGCACCACCUACUUCGCUGAUGGCCUUUCCAGUCCAUGCCAGGCAGUCAGGGGCUCGUUAAGCAGCGUAGCCCCAUGUCAUGUCAAACCUGUGUGUUUAGGAAAGCCUGUUCUGAAGGCCUGAGGAGACUUAAAUGGCCAAGUUCUAGGUCAAACGCCAGGAUGAUACUCCAAGCCCCUUAUCCCUGGUGCCCUCAUUGUCCCCACAGUGGUGGGGAUGAUCACACUCACCUACCUCACAGGGUUGUUGUGAGGCUGUGUUAAUCCCUGUCUGUACAGCAUUCGGAGAGCCGGGAACUAAAGGUGCUGCUGAAAUACAAUUGGCUGUCUUAAGGACUUUAUUAUUAAUACCUGAGCUUCAGGCAAGCAGAUCACUAU
Molecule: messenger RNA, 1338 nt
Organism: Empidonax traillii (willow flycatcher)
Lineage: Eukaryota; Metazoa; Chordata; Aves; Passeriformes; Tyrannidae
Gene: ECSCR
Product: endothelial cell surface expressed chemotaxis and apoptosis regulator
Exons: 9
Coding region: 1-681 (226 amino acids)
Biological process (GO): negative regulation of angiogenesis; positive regulation of proteasomal protein catabolic process; positive regulation of endothelial cell apoptotic process
Cellular component (GO): plasma membrane; cytosol
Source: RefSeq, a predicted model, not a curated record